Venturia canescens is the source of this 1122-nucleotide messenger RNA. RefSeq names its product elongin C (gene EloC). Bases 308 to 739 code for a protein of 143 amino acids. Gene Ontology annotation, molecular function: protein-macromolecule adaptor activity. The record is from RefSeq and is a predicted model, not a curated record. Gene Ontology annotation, cellular component: elongin complex. Lineage: Eukaryota; Metazoa; Arthropoda; Insecta; Hymenoptera; Ichneumonidae. The transcript is spliced from 5 exons. Gene Ontology annotation, biological process: ubiquitin-dependent protein catabolic process.
AACGUCAAGUCUCGCUCGGGUCUCGGCCAACGAAAUCUCGGGAUCUCGGCACUCGGCACUUUUGGGCUCGGGGGGCUCGGGUAACUUCGUCGCCAUACAUAACCUCGCUGAAGCUUCGAUACUUGUAAUUGAUAAGCAUUUGUAAUAAAGUUUUUGUAAUCACCCUGCAGUCUAUCUGACACAUGUUUUAAUAAAACAUUUAUCGCCCUCAUAAAAAAGCAUAAAAGGAAAAUUGCGAUUAUUCCGAAUUCAUCUGACUCAUUUCCGAUUUUGCAGAAUUUUGUGCUGAAAGAAGAGCGAAAUAACGAUGUCGAGUGACGUAAAUAUGCACGCUGAAAAGCCCAAUGAUAACAAAGGAGAAAACGAAGAAGAGGAUGGAAAGUCUACUGUUGACGUGCAUGCGCAAGAGUCUAGUCCAGUUUAUGGAGGAUGCGAGGGUCCUGAUGCAAUGUAUGUAAAACUGGUGAGCAGCGAUGGCCAUGAAUUCAUAGUGAAGAGAGAGCAUGCUCUCACAAGCGGAACCAUUAAAGCUAUGCUCAGUGGUCCUGGCCAAUUCGCUGAAAAUGAAGCGAAUGAAGUAAACUUUCGGGAAAUACCUUCCCAUGUGCUUCAGAAAGUGUGCAUGUACUUUACAUACAAAGUGCGUUACACGAACAGCAGUACUGAAAUACCAGAGUUUCCGAUAGCUCCUGAAAUUGCUCUGGAAUUGUUGAUGGCCGGCAAUUUCUUGGAUUGUUAGGGAAAAAUGAAAUACCUAAAUGAAUUCAUUGACUACAAAAAGUGAAUAAACUCAGGAUGAAACGACAUAUUAUGUUCUCAAACGAGUUUUUCAGGUUCAUCGUUGUGAUACAUCCCGCUGCAAUCGGAGAUCUUUGUCCCGAAAGUGCACCCACAUAUAGCCAUUAAAUUACAUUCUGCUAAUAAUACUUUUCUCUAUAAGCAAAAGCAAAAUAACACGCCCAAAUGAAAUUCUAUUGACCAUUUCAAGUUUCUCGUGCUAAUUUAAUAGCAAACAUAGAAAUGACUAAAUUCGCAACAUAUUCAAUGUACCCUUUACGGAAAUAUGUAAACUCUGUUCCUUGUACAAACCAAUAUGUUUUAAAUAUAAUAUUUGUCAUUUGA